Molecule: messenger RNA, 528 nt
Organism: Colletotrichum destructivum
Lineage: Eukaryota; Fungi; Ascomycota; Sordariomycetes; Glomerellales; Glomerellaceae
Product: Putative anthrone oxygenase
Exons: 3
Coding region: 1-528 (175 amino acids)
Source: RefSeq, a predicted model, not a curated record
AUGACUGACUUGGCCAACCAUUACGAAGACUGGACUCGGGCUCUCCAGCUCGCUAACCUACUUGCUGUUGCACAUCUUGCCGGCUACCAGUUCGCGUCCGACAAGAUUGCCUUGCACAACGUUCUGCAGCUGGAAGACAAAGACAUGGUUGUCAAGCAUUGGUUCCGCGGUUGGGACUUUGGACGAAAGUACGGUCCCACAAUGGUCUGCGGAACGGCUGGGGUAUUUGGCUUUCUUGCCUGGAAAGAUGGUACCGCUAGCCCUGCCUUUCUCUACAACCUCACCGCAUCGGUCCUCUCGAUCUUCGUCGCGCCGUAUACCCAGUUCCGAAUCUUCCCUCUGAACGACAAGCUGUUGCGAGAAUACAAGACAUGUGUGGGAAAAAAGAAAACGGAUGGAACCUCUGACGGCGUGAGCUUGGAAGUCGUCCGCGAGUGGGCUGCCGAAUGGAAGAGACUGGACAUGCACCGGCAGUUGCUGGCAUACCUUGCUGCCAUCUCGGGCCUGGUUGCGGUGCUAAAGACUUGA